This is a messenger RNA of Penaeus monodon (black tiger shrimp), 1251 nucleotides long. Its product is annotated as vacuolar protein sorting-associated protein 37A-like. Gene Ontology annotation, cellular component: ESCRT I complex. Lineage: Eukaryota; Metazoa; Arthropoda; Malacostraca; Decapoda; Penaeidae. The record is from RefSeq and is a predicted model, not a curated record. Gene Ontology annotation, biological process: protein targeting to membrane; ubiquitin-dependent protein catabolic process via the multivesicular body sorting pathway; protein targeting to vacuole.
CGUUUGUUUACGUCUGAUCAUGAGUUCGAGAAGAAAGUGUCCGGAGCACAGGGAGGGACUGCUGGAUUUCAUUUCCUUUGCCUAGGAAAGAGGAAAUUUGAGGCGAACCUGGGGUUUCACGCAGUCGAAAGGAGCUGUUAGCGUGCCAUUUUUGGCACACCUUCCAAGGCUUACACAUCUCUAACCUAAGGAAUAGAAGCUACUGCAAUCACUUGAAAUUACCACUAUCAGCUCAUUGUCAGGGAGGACCAGAGAUAUCCCAUCGUAAUGAUGGAUCCUGGGGCUUAGGCAUUUUGCCUGAAGUUGCAUCCCUAAGCCGUGAUGACCUGGAGGACCUGCUAGCCUGUGAUGACAAGCUGACUGAGUUUGUGGAAGGCCUUCCCCAGGUUGCAGCACUCAAGAACCAGUGUGAACAGCUUUCUGCUCAGAAUGAGGCAUUAGCAAAGGCAAAUCUCGAGCGCAGCAGCGACUAUGAGCGGGCUAGAGAUGCCACUAUCCAGAAGGUGGAGGAGCUGACUUCCCUUCGGUCAAGCUUUGAGGAUAUGACCAUUAAGCAACAGAAAGCAUCAGAAAAACUAGCUCCAAGCAGCAUUCAGGAGAGUCUGCUAAUUUUUGCUGCCCAGUCAGAAGAGGAUAGUGAAAAGAUUGCCGAGGACUUCCUUCACAGUCACAUUGAUGUCGAUGUAUUCUUAGACAGUUAUUUGGAAAAAAGAAUAGAAACUCAUCUAAGAAAGUUUAAAGGAGAACGACUUGGUGCCCAGCUAAGAGAACUUCACAAAGCUGGGUUUUAGUAGAACAUAUUUAGAAGAUAAAUAACUGCUGAUUUAACUGAGCAUAUCAGACAACACUAAUAUACCCAAAAAAGAUAGCAGCUUGUUAGCAUUUUAAUAAGCAUUUUUCUCCCAGCUUCGUUUUUAUCUAAAUAAUUGACUGGAAAUUCACUUAGUUCACUUGAUUAUAGAUCAAGGCUGGCUAUAAUAUUUUUUGCCCAUUUGAUGAUUAAAAUAUGAAAAUAGAUACCUCUACCAUCAGUGAAUAUUCAGAAUGGGUUAUUGUACCAUUUUCGGCAUUCUUCUAGGGCAUUUAAAAGGCUUUUAUUAUUGCAAAAUCAUCAGUAUUCGUAAUCGUAUAGUCAUUCCAAUUAGUCUUAAUGUAUAUACUUUCAUUCUUUAACUGUUACCCUUUGUUUAUUAAAAAUGUGUACUUAUGUUAGACUUUAAGAAAGUAUGAAAUAUAUCUGUUAUAAAAUUG